UGAAGGGCUGCGGCUUAAUGAGUUCCAGGAACGCGAUGGCCGCAGCGGUACGUCUUCCGUUUGGCCAAGGCAGGCGCCGUGAGAGAAGAGGGACGACAUGACCUGGUGCAGCAGCAGCAAAUGGAGAGCAGCAGGGCAGCCGCUCCUGUCAGAGCUGCUCGGUUACGGAGCGCUGCUCGCCGCAUGCCUGCUCUGCUACUGGAACUCGCUAUGGGGGGAGUUCGUGCACGACGACGUGUGGGCUAUAGUGAACAAUCCCGACGUGAGGCCCGGCUCCAGCCUGCACAGCAUCUUCACCAACGACUUCUGGGGCAAGAGAAUGGCCGACAACACCAGCCACAAGUCCUAUCGACCGCUCUGCAUACUCACCUUCAAGUUGAACAUUCUGCUGGGUGGAAUGAAUCCGUUUUAUUUCCACUUGGUGAACAUGUGUCUGCACUGCGUGGUGACCACACUUCUCAUGCACACAUGCAAACGCUGUGUAUUCAAGGAUGGACGUCUGGCUUUUCUCACGGCACUCCUCUUCACAGUCCAUCCCAUCCACACAGAAGCAGUGUCAGGAAUUGUUGGAAGAGCAGACAUGCUGGCCUGUUUGCUGUUUCUUCUGGCUUUUCUCUCCUAUAUUAGGAGUGUAUCAGGGUGCAGUUCACCCGACUCAUUCCCAUCCACGGUGUCUCCAUGCUUUCUGGUUCUCACUUUGUUCCUGGGCACCAGCGCCAUGUUGGUCAAAGAGACAGGCAUCACAGUCUUCGGAGUGUGUGUCUUGUACGAUGGCCUGGUGAUCUGCCGCAAACCCCUCAUCUCGCACCUCUCACGGUCCAAGCUAAAGAAGUUUAUCCAAAUCUCUCAGCCUUUCAUCAAACGAGCAUGUGUGGUCUCAGUAUACGUGCUGUUCAUCCUCUCUGUUCGCUUGUGGGUCAUGGGUGGCUCCAUGCCUCUGUUUUCAGAACAGGACAAUCCAGCAUCCUUCUCACCAUUGCUUUUAACCAGGUUCCUAACAUUCUGCUAUCUCCUUGCCUUUAAUGCAUGGCUGCUACUGGCACCUAUAGUCCUUUGCUAUGAUUGGCAGGUGGGCAGCAUCCCUUUAGUGGAGUCUGUAUGGGAUGUACGCAACAUUGCCACCCUGAUGCUGGCGCUGGGCAUGCUCGCUUUAUGUCUGCACUGUGUAAAAUCAUUACAGAAAAUUGAGGGCAGGGAGGUGCUGGUGGGGAUACUGUUCCUGGUGUUCCCUUUCAUCCCUGCUACUAAUCUGUUCUUCCGUGUGGGAUUUGUGGUGGCUGAAAGAGUCCUUUACAUGCCCAGUAUGGGCUACUGUAUUUUGGUCGUGCAUGGUUUGAACCGGCUAUGUGCCCUGCUGAGUCGAUGGGGUGCAGCUGCGCUCACCAUCUCCAUGCUGCUUCUGCUUCUCCUCUUCUCCUGGAAGACAGUGCAGCAGAAUGAGAUUUGGCUUUCCCGAGAGGCCCUCUUCAGGUCUGGUAUUGAAACAUUACCUCACAAUGCAAAAGUUCACUACAACUAUGCUAACUUCCUAAAGGAUAAAGGGCAAAACCAGGCAGCCAUUCACCACUAUAAAACAGCCCUCAGGCUGUACCCCCGGCAUGCCAGUGCCUUGAACAAUUUGGGCACGCUGACUCACGAUGCGGAGGAGGCAGAGCUCUAUUACAGGAAGGCUCUAGACAUCAACUCUCAACACAGCCGAGCUCUCUUUAACCUGGGAAACCUCCUCAAGUCUCAGGGGAAGGAGGAAGAAGCUGAGCAAAUGCUGAAGGAUUCCAUUCACUAUGGGCCAGAUUUUGCUGAUGCCUAUUCCAGCUUGGCCUCUUUCUACGCUGACCAGAAGCGCUCGGCAAAAGCUAACGAGAUUUACACCAAAGGCAUUGAGAAUUGCCCAGACAGCUCAGACCUCCAUAAUAACUACGGCGUGUUUCUGGUGGACACAGGAGAUAGCAAACGGGCUGCUGUUCAUUACCAGCAUGCUGUGCAACUGAAGCCUUCACACUACGUUGCCAUGGUAAAUCUGGCUCGUCUGCUGCGCUCCUCCAAUGGCAGUAAGGAGGCUGAACUCUGGUACAAGAGGGCACUGCAAGUGGUGCGUAAAGUGGAUAUCCUGACUCCUCUGGGAGCACUGUACUACAACACAGGCCGAUAUGAGGAGGCUUUGCAGCUGUACCAGGAGGCCGUAUCACUGCAGCCGGACAAUCAGGAUAUCUGGCUGGCUCUGGCUCAGGUUAUGGCUAUGGCUGGCCAGGCAAAAGAAGCAGAAAAAAUGACACUUGGCAUCAUUUCAAAACGCAAAAGCUGCAUUGAGUGUUACCGCCUGCUGUCUGCCAUUUACAGCAAGCAGGGAAACCACACUGAGGCAUUGCAGGCUUUGGAUAAAGCACUGCAGCAGCAGCCGGCAGAUCCCGCAGUGAGAGCAGAGCUUUUUUUCUCCAUGGGUAACCAGCUCCGAGAGAUGAAUGAGCUGGACAGAGCCUUUGAGAGCUAUAAACUUGCUGUUUCACUCAACCCUGACCAAUCACAGGCUUGGAUGAACAUGGGUGGAAUACAACAUAUAAAGGGAGACUACGUAGCAGCAAGAACAUACUACCAAAGAGCUCUAAACCUCUCACCUGGUUCCAAACUGCUUAAAGAGAAUCUCGCCAAACUGGACAGGCUGGAGAAAAAACUGCAGGGUGCUUAGAGAAAACAGAACCUGAAGACAUCCCAGAGUGAACUGCUAAUGGAAUACAGACAUACAGAUCGCUGAAUGAAGAGCUGGAUGCCUUCAAAGCUCCUGUUGCAAUCAAUGGUGACAGAAGAUCUGUAAGAGGAGAAUAAGUACUGAAUCAAAAAUGUAGAGGCUUAACGUAGCAGAUGCAUAUUGCUAACGCAGGUUAGCUUCAACAUGUAUCAAAUAGCAGGAGUUACUAGCCUCAUUAACUCUUUUGAAGAUUUAUCUUGGGCCUGCCUAAAUCUGCAGGUCUAUCUGAUAUGAACUGAAUGUUUUGACCGGUGUUUUUUGACACCUCUAAACUGAAUUUGAUUAAUCUCUGUGAAUUUGUCUAGAAUGUAUCUAAUUGGGGCACUUGGUCCUGAUCUAAUUGUACCAUAGGAGCUAUUAUCCAAACCUUCUGAUGAUCUCAGUUUUAAUGACGGGAGAUCCAGCCCUUUUCACACUCAAAUUCUGAGUAAUUGCCAGUAUAGCUGUAUUUGUAAUCUCUUUAGCAUUUCCCUGAGAUGCUUUUUUCUAUACCGUUACUAUGCAAGUCCCAAUGUGUCAUUACAAAUAGAACUUUGAUUUGGGCAGCACCAAACACAGCUGGCAGUGUGAGUGAAAUACAGAUUCUAUUUGGUUAGUAGCAAGCCGUAGCCUACUGGACUAGUAAUCAGAAGGUUGCUGGUUCAAGCCCCACCACUACCAGGUUGCUGCUGUUGGACCCUUGAGCAAGGCUCAACCCUCAAUGGCUCAGACUGUAUGCUGUAACUGUAAUGUAAGUCGCUUUGGAUAAAGGUGUCUGCUAAAUGCUGAAAAUGUGAAUGGUUAGUGGUGUUAGUGUCUGAUUCUAAAUCCUUCAAGUACUCUGGUUCACUCCCAAAUGCAUGAUGCAGUAAGUAAAGAUUUUUUUCUUAAUGGCCCUUAUGUAUAAUUGAGUGAGUAAACUGGUAUGGCUGUAAUGUUUUGCAAUAAAUCACCAUUACAGUCUUUAUAAGAAUGAAGCAAUUACUGAAGAAGAAAAUAACUUUUUUUGUUUGUUUAUGCAUUUUCUCCCCUUUUUUCUCCCUUUUUAGCGCGUCCAAUUGCCCGAUUGCGUCAUGCUUCCUCUCCACCAAUGCCGAUCCCUGCUCCGAUUAAGGAGAACGAAGCUAACCCACGCGCCCUCUGACACGUGGGCAGCAUGCCGUAUGCAUCUUAUCACCUACACUUACACGAGUGCAGUGCAGCUCAGCGCUGUGUACGCAGAGACACACCCUGAGAGCACUCUUUUCUCAUCUCUGUGCAGGCGCCAUCAAUCAGCCAGCAGAGGUCGUAAUUGCACCAGACAUGAGAGAGAGACCCCCAUCUGGCUUAGUCCCACCCAUAUCUGAACAACAGGCCAAUCGUUGUGCAUGUGGCCGCUCAGCCUUAGCCAGCAGGCAGAGCUGAGAUUCGAUACGAUGUAUUCGAGCUCUGGUUCCAGCGUGUGUUUUUACCGCUGCGCCACCUGAGCGGCCUGAAGAAGAAAAGAACUUUAACUCAAGUUAAUCAGUUGUGUAUUUUUUGUAAGUUUCUGUGGUCAUUUACAGAUGAUUUGGCUCAUAAAUGGACACAUUACUGGGCUUUUGCUUUCAUUUAAUUAAAUAGUUGAAUCCUAGGAAUGAUUAGCCAACAGCUCUUUAUAAUAAUAAUGUUACUUUGCAGAUAUCUUUGGCUUAUUACUUGAUAUUAAAGAAGUAUGUAACUGUAUGUAGAAGUAGAAAGUAAAGAACUGUGAUUUUAUGACUUUAACCACUGUAGGAUUGGAUUUUGUUGGUUUUUUUUCCCCCAUCUCAGAUUGGUGAGUCAGUGUAAGGAUUUUCCUUAAACUUCUUGUUUCUCUUGUUUACCCUGAUUUUCACCCCCUUUGUUUAAUAUGUACCAGACAAUAGCUACCAAUAAGGUGAGAUGAAGGGAUGGCACGUGCUUCCUCGAUGUCACUGAGCAGAUCCACUCUCUUACAGGAGGUCACUUUUUACCCACUUCUAACAGCAUGAAGUCACAGAGCCAACAGAUGAUUAAUGUGUAUGGCAGGAGUGAAUACUGCCCCCACCCAGAGAGCAGGGCCACUCAAACCCCAGCUUCUGGUCACAAACAGCUUGUGGCAUUGUAGGGCUUUUACUUGCAAGGUCCAUAUUUGUUCAGUUGUACCUCUUGAAAAUCUUCUAAAUGAGUAUUGCAAUGUCACUUGUAACCUUUAAGCUGUAUGAGGCUGGGAGAUACAGCACAGCUGAGUAACAAAUGCUUGCUUUCAGGAGUUGUUCCAGUAGCACAUGUCUAUUUAAAAGGUGUCCCAACUCCUAAAUUCCAAAAUGUUUUGCUGUGGUUCACAGGAUACCACUUGAUGUACGUCUGGGAAUCACUUGGGGUUUUGACUUACUGGUAAAUACGCAGCUAAAUUGCUUGUGUGAAAAGGGCUUGAAAAGGCUGGUUUGCUCAACACCUGUGUUCUGUGAACAUGGUAAGAUACUAUUCAGUGCUGUAGGAUUAACAAAAGUGUGUUUUGCUUUGUGUGCAUUGUUUGUGAUUGUAUGAGUGACUUUUAGUUGGAAUAAGAGUCAUGUUCUGCCAGAGAAAUGCCCUUUUUACAUACUAGUUAUUCUAGAAUGUUCCUUUUUUGUCACUGAUUGUAUGUACUCUAAACGUGGAAUGUCCAACCCUCUAAGCUCUGUAAAUAAAGUAGUGAUCUGUACAGUGA
Molecule: messenger RNA, 5414 nt
Organism: Trichomycterus rosablanca
Lineage: Eukaryota; Metazoa; Chordata; Actinopteri; Siluriformes; Trichomycteridae
Gene: tmtc1
Product: transmembrane O-mannosyltransferase targeting cadherins 1
Exons: 20
Coding region: 98-2683 (861 amino acids)
Biological process (GO): protein O-linked glycosylation via mannose; RNA processing
Molecular function (GO): protein binding; mannosyltransferase activity
Source: RefSeq, a predicted model, not a curated record